CGCCAGUCGGCGCCGCCCGGAGCCGGGAGCGCGGCCGGAGCGAGGCGCGGGCUGUGGGGCCGCCGCGUGCCCGGCCCCGCUCGCCCGUGCCUGCCGCCCGCCCGCCCGCCCGCCAUGCCCGGCUUCGACUACAAGUUCCUGGAGAAGCCCAAGCGGCGGCUGCUGUGCCCGCUGUGCGGGAAGCCCAUGCGCGAGCCUGUGCAGGUUUCUACCUGCGGCCACCGCUUCUGCGACACCUGCCUGCAGGAGUUCCUCAGUGAAGGAGUCUUCAAAUGCCCUGAGGACCAACUUCCUUUGGAUUAUGCCAAGAUCUACCCAGACCCAGAGCUGGAGGUGCAGGUGUUGGGGCUGCCUAUCCGCUGCAUCCACAGUGAGGAGGGCUGCCGCUGGAGUGGGCCGCUGCGCCACCUACAGAGCCACCUGAACACCUGCAGCUUCAAUGUAAUCCCCUGCCCCAAUCGCUGCCCCACCAAGCUGAGCCGCCGGGACCUGCCUGCACACUUGCAGCACGACUGCCCCAAGCGGCGCCUCAAGUGCGAGUUUUGUGGCUGCGACUUCAGCGGGGAGGCCUUUGAGAGCCACGAGGGCGUAUGCCCCCAAGAGAGCGUGUACUGCGAGAACAAGUGUGGUGCCCGCAUGAUGCGGCGCCUGCUGGCCCAGCAUGCCUCCUCUGAGUGCCCCAAGCGUACCCAGCCUUGCACCUACUGCGCCAAGGAGUUCGUCUUUGACACCAUCCAGAGCCACCAGUACCAGUGCCCAAGGUUGCCCGUGCCCUGCCCCAACCAGUGUGGUGUGGGCACGGUGGCUCGGGAGGACCUGCCGGGCCACCUGAAGGAGAGCUGUAGCACCGCCCUGGUGCUGUGCCCGUUCAAAGACUCCGGCUGCAAACACAGGGUGAGAUGCCCCUCCUCUUCCCUGUCUGUCCCCUUCUUAGUCCUUGAAGCCUCAGAUGUAGACCAGGCCCUCUCUGGUCCCUGCCUUGCUGCUCUGAAGCCUUCGGUCCUUCCUUCUGCUGGCCGGCAGCGGCCUCCCAAGUGUCCUCUACCGUCCCCGGCCAGAGCUGGGUGCCUGCAGCCCCAUCGCCGCUCCCCUCUGUCCCCUGUCUCCCCUGGGCAUGUCCCUACUGAUAACUGUUCUCCCUUCCCCCAUGGCCCGGGGCUUUGCCAACAGUGCCCCAAGCUGGCGAUGGCCCGGCACGUGGAGGAGAGCGUGAAGCCGCACCUGGCCAUGAUGUGCGCCCUGGUGAGCCGGCAGCGGCAGGAGCUGCAGGAGCUGCGGCGAGAGCUGGAGGAGCUGUCGGUGGGCAGUGACGGCGUGCUCAUCUGGAAGAUCGGCAGCUAUGGACGGCGGCUUCAGGAGGCCAAGGCUAAGCCCAACCUGGAGUGCUUCAGCCCGGCCUUCUACACACACAAGUAUGGCUACAAGUUGCAGGUGUCUGCGUUCCUCAAUGGCAAUGGCAGCGGUGAGGGCACGCACCUCUCGCUCUACAUUCGCGUGCUGCCAGGUGCCUUUGACAAUCUCCUCGAGUGGCCGUUUGCCCGCCGCGUCACCUUCUCCCUGCUGGAUCAGAGCGACCCCGGGCUGGCUAAGCCACAGCAUGUCACUGAGACCUUUCACCCUGACCCAAACUGGAAGAAUUUCCAAAAACCGGGCACUUGGCGGGGCUCCCUGGAUGAGAGUUCUCUGGGCUUUGGUUACCCCAAGUUCAUCUCCCACCAGGAUAUCCGCAAGCGAAACUACGUGCGGGAUGAUGCGGUCUUCAUCCGUGCCUCUGUUGAAUUGCCCCGAAAGAUCCUCAGCUGAGUGCAGGCGGGGCUCCAGGAGAAAGGGGGGUGGAGCAUGACCUCAGCCAGGAACUGGCUGAACCUGGAGAAGGGGCCGGACCCCCUUUCAGCUGCUUCUGCUGCCCAGGUUCUGUUCCCCCUCUCCUCUUCCUUACCACCCUCAGGUGCCUCCUAUUGGUGCUUCAGCCCUGGCCCCUGGGGGGAGCAGGUCUUGGGGUCAUCAAGGGCUUGGAAAAAGUGAUCCCAGGGCCUGUCUCCUCUCCUGGGCAGGGAAGACAUGCCUUGGUGCCGGCCACACUCUACCCAGGACUGAGGCGCCUGCUGGUGCUAUGUCCCAAGAGCCAUAGUGGGGGGUGGGAGUGGGGAUGUGAGGGGUAGUUCAAAGAAUCUGUCUUGAGAUCUGAUUUCUCUUCCCCUUUCCCCAGCUGUGCCUCCUCUGGUUAUUUAUUUACUUAGUGCCAGGAGGGCACGGCAGGGGAGCCCUGGUUUUUAAUAAAUCCUGAAUUGUAUUUAUUAA
Molecule: messenger RNA, 2301 nt
Organism: Prionailurus viverrinus (fishing cat)
Lineage: Eukaryota; Metazoa; Chordata; Mammalia; Carnivora; Felidae
Gene: TRAF4
Product: TNF receptor associated factor 4
Exons: 6
Coding region: 115-1803 (562 amino acids)
Biological process (GO): positive regulation of JNK cascade; regulation of apoptotic process; activation of NF-kappaB-inducing kinase activity
Molecular function (GO): zinc ion binding; protein binding
Source: RefSeq, a predicted model, not a curated record